AUUUGUUUUGGAGGAAUCGAUCAUGGCUGUGAUCCUUUUGAUAGCUCUCAUUACUUUUGUGGUCGUUGUACUAACACAGCUAUUUAUCAAUUACAUCAAAUUAAAGUAUGCUUACCGAGGACUUCCUGAGCCUACUUACGACAAAUACUGGCUAGUAGGACAUCUACCACAUUUUCAAGGAGGGGUUUAUGACCAGUAUAUAAUGGAUAAGAUGAUUGAAUGGAUGGGAAAAUAUCGACACCUGUUUGUUCUCUGGGUUGGACCAACCGAUGUGUGGGUGGAACUCCAUCACCCAGAGUCUGUGAAAAAGAUACUGGUCACAGCAGAUCCCAAGGCCGUUGGAUAUGGUCAGGUAUACAGACAUGGAAUUCCGUGGCUGGGAGAAGGACUUUUGAUUGCAGGUGGUGCCAAAUGGAAACGCUCAAGACGUCUACUCACCCCUGCCUUCCAUUUUGACAUCUUGAAACCAUAUCUCAAGAUCUUUAAGUCGUGUGCAAAUAUCCUAGUGAAAAAUAUAAAGAUUCAGUCAGAAAAAGGUGACAGUGUGGAGAUUUUCAGCUUGGUCAGUUCUUGUACCUUAGACAUUAUACCCAGAUGUGCUUUCUCAUACGAGUCAGAUUGUCAAAACAGGUUUGGAAUCAAAACUUUACAUCCAUAUAUCCAAGCUGUGUAUGAUUUGACAUUGGAAUGGACACGUAGAAACGGUUCUCCAUGGCUUUAUUCAGAUUUUAUUUAUAAUCUAACAAAAGGUGGCAAGAAAUUCAAGGAAAAUUGUGAUUUUGUGCAUAAAGUAGCAGAUGACGUCAUUGAAAAACGUCGCCAAGCUCUGAAAGAUGACGAAGUUUCAUCAAAGAAAUACCUGGACUUUCUCGACAUUUUAUUGACUGCCAGAGACGAAGAUGGUAACCGUAUGUCAAAGGAAGAUAUACGUAAUGAAGUGGACACAUUUAUGUUUGAGGGUCAUGAUACCACAGCUAGCGCCAUCUCUUGGAUCCUGUAUUCCUUGGCAGAGCACCCGGAUCAUCAGAAGCAAUGCCAGGAGGAAAUUGACAGGGUUGUCAGUGAAACCAAGUCUGGAGAACUCGAAUGGAAGGAUCUAGAGAGAUUGGAGUACCUUACACGGUGUAUCAAAGAAGGAAUGCGGCUACACACACCUGUCCCUUUGAUCAUUAGAAACAAUCAGUCUACUAUCACUGUGGAUAAUGAAGUUGUCCCAGCUGGAAGUACGAUACUCAUCAAUAUUUACAGUUUACACCACAAUGCUGAAGUUUGGGGAGAGGACCACAUGAAAUUUAAACCUGAAAGGUUCACAAAAGAAAAUAUGGAAAAGAGAGACUCGUUUGCAUUUUGUCCAUUUUCCGCUGGUCCCAGAAACUGCAUAGGACAAAAUUUUGCCAUGAGCGAGGAAAAGAUAGUUUUAGCAACUCUUCUUCAAAGGUUUACGUUUACCGUGGAUGAAAAACACAUUGUUGAGAAGCAGGUGUUAGUAGUAAUGCGAGCUAAAAAUGGCAUUAAACUGUUUGCUAUUCCAAGGUGAACUACGUCUCCACUGUCAACUUCAAUGCUGAUGUCCGGUUGGCCAGAUGGACAUUCAAAGUUCUUCUUGUAUGAAAAUGAACCUCAAUUUUUUUUACGAUAAAUAUGGGAAGAAAAUAUUUAAAAAUAAAUAAUGUCAUAAGUUUAUCCUUAAAUUUUAAAAGUAUAAUAAAAA
Molecule: messenger RNA, 1711 nt
Organism: Saccostrea cuccullata (small rock oyster)
Lineage: Eukaryota; Metazoa; Mollusca; Bivalvia; Ostreida; Ostreidae
Product: cytochrome P450 4F1-like
Exons: 11
Coding region: 23-1537 (504 amino acids)
Molecular function (GO): monooxygenase activity; iron ion binding; oxidoreductase activity, acting on paired donors, with incorporation or reduction of molecular oxygen
Source: RefSeq, a predicted model, not a curated record